Molecule: messenger RNA, 1932 nt
Organism: Macadamia integrifolia
Lineage: Eukaryota; Viridiplantae; Streptophyta; Magnoliopsida; Proteales; Proteaceae
Product: NAC domain-containing protein 37-like
Exons: 4
Coding region: 756-1754 (332 amino acids)
Biological process (GO): regulation of DNA-templated transcription
Molecular function (GO): DNA binding
Source: RefSeq, a predicted model, not a curated record
UCAUUUGAUGCUUUCAAAUGAGAACGAGAGUGUGUUGUGUUGUUGAUCUAUUUAAAUUUAGUCUUCUCGAUCUCAUCUUCAUCUUCUUCUUCUUCUUCUUCUUCUUCUUCUUCAACUACAUUGCUCUCGAUCUGAAUGUAACAGUUUAACCAUUUGUUAAACUGAAACAGAUCAAUCAUUCUAGAACAAUUAAAUCUAGUUAUACUUAUUCCAAUAACACAACUAGCUCUCUCUCUCUCUCUCUCUCUCUAACCCAUACAAUUUGCCGUCUGCAUUAGAAUCCGUAACGAGAUGUAAUUGUUUCAAUGCCAAAAUAUUUGAACCAUUCAUUUAUAGCUGUUAUCUACACAGAUUCUCAUCGUCAAAUACUGAUCUCGCAAUUUUUUUGGUUUCUCUCGAUGAUCUGAACUUCUGAAGUGAGCAAACACAGCUCUCUCUCUCUCUCUCUCUCUCUCUCUCUAAAAUUCCUUCAUUUGCUUCUAUUUUUUGUAGCAUAAAUUAAAAUGUUUUCAGAAGAUUAAAUGUUUUUACUCCAUCAACAGUCUUCAGUAUGAUCUUCCGAAAUUUCAAGUCUCACCACUUUCACCAGUUCAUCUCUCUCUCUCUCUCUCUAGAGCACGAACACAGACAGACUCAAUAACCUAGAGUCCUCGAUGAAGACUAGGAGGUUAUUUAAUGAUUAUUAAAGUAAUGUGCUGAUUCUGGUGGAGGUGGUGUUUGUGUUAUACAAAUUCUUCUUGUUCGAGUGGGUGGUGAUGGAAACGAUGGAAUCCUGUGUUCCUCCGGGUUUCAGGUUUCAUCCAACAGAUGAGGAGCUCGUCGGAUAUUAUCUGAAGAAGAAGGUGGCAUCGCAGAAGAUUGAUCUAGACGUCAUCAGAGACAUCGAUCUGUACAGAAUUGAACCAUGGGACCUCCAAGAGAGGUGCGGAAUAGGCUACGAAGAGCAGAACGAGUGGUAUUUCUUUAGCCACAAGGACAAGAAGUAUCCAACAGGAACAAGGACGAACAGAGCGACCAUGGCUGGGUUUUGGAAGGCAACUGGGAGGGAUAAGGCAGUGUAUGAUAAGAUCAAAGUCAUUGGCAUGAGGAAGACCCUCGUCUUCUACAAAGGAAGGGCCCCUAAUGGACUGAAAACAGACUGGAUCAUGCAUGAAUACAGGCUCGAAUCCGAAGAGAAUGGUCCUCCUCAGGAAGAAGGAUGGGUAGUCUGCCGUGCAUUCAAGAAACGAAACAAUUGCCAAACAAGAGGCAAUGAAGGAUGGGAUUCAGGUUAUUUUUAUGAUGAACCAAGUGUGGUCAGCUCUAGUAUUGAUCCCAUUGAUUACAUUCCAAGGCAACCGCAGAGUUUUAUGUGUAAGCAAGAGAUCGAAGCAGAUAAUCUGAACUUCUUGCGGUCUGAUCGUUUUGUACAGCUUCCCCAGCUUGAGAGCCCAACUUUACCACUUGUGAAAAGGCCAAGCCUGAUAUCAAUGAUGUCGCCGCCGGAGAAUAAUAACGAAGAAGAAGAAGCAAUAAGAGGGUUCAAUACCGGAGAGAAAGUGACAGAUUGGAGGGCCCUAGACAAAUUUGUUGCUUCUCAAUUGAGUCAAGAAGAUAGAUAUGAUGGUGAAGGGAUUUCAAGCUUUGGAGAUCAUCAUAAUUCGGAUAUGGCUUUGCUUCUAUUGCAGAGUAAUAGGGAGGAAGGGAACAAGUUAAAUGGCUUACUGGGUUCGAACUCAGACUGUGACAUGGGAAUUUGCAUAUUCGAUAAUUGAAGAGAAAGAGAGAGGACAGGUUGAAGAUAAAGAGGGAUUCAGUGCAGAUUGGAGACUGAAGGGUGUGUUACCUUUACUCUUUUUGUUCUUUUUCUUUCCUUUAUUUUUUUGGAUGCUUUAGGACCUAUAAGUUUGUAAAAAGUAUUGUUAUGUAUGACUAGAUCUCUCUCUCUCUCUC